CGUUCAAAAAAUGUCAACGCGAGCAAAGAAGAAUAAGCCGUCAGAACCGUCAUUCGACGAUGAGCUCCUCAUUUGGGAGUUCAUUUACGAAAAUACGUGUAAUAUGCAGUUGUUCGAUGACGUGAAUUUGGACCUCUUCAAGCAAUAUCUACAAGAACAUGAGUCUGUGUUUACGGCGGAGCAGCUAUACGAAUUCUACGUUACAAGAAUGAAAGCUACGCUUUACAAAUGUGAGCUGGAGCCGCGAAAAAUGCUCACUCUUUACAAGAACCUGGAGAUCGAAAUGAAUCAACAUGUCGAGACUUUACUGGAGGCCAGAUUCAAAACUGUUCUGCGUGUUGACUCGAAUAGAUGUCUUCAGAAGUUCUCCGAGUUUUCAGCCCCGGAAACUAUUCCCGAAACACUUGAAGAAACCGUCCCAGCAACCGCUCCAGAACCCGAACGUUCUCGAAAAUUAGUGAAUCGAAUGCCGCUAGAUGUAGAAAUCUCCGAUUCCUUCGAGAAGCUGAUUUGGAAUCAUGUCUACCUAAACGCCGACCGUCUAACCGGGAAAAUUGUGAUGGCUGAAGAAUUUUGGGACCAGCUGCUCCAAUCACAACCGAAUAUUCCCAUCAAGUCGGCUUACAUUGUGCUCCACCAUUUCAACAUAAAGAUGCUCGAGAACCUCUGGAAGCAGCCGAUGGAUCCGUAUGCUAAAGCACGGCUCAUAAGAGACUUGGCGGUGCCAUUGAGUCUUCGUCAGCGUAAAUGGAUGCUCGACAAUGAUCGUCUGAAUUUGAAAUUGUCAUUGAACGGAUUUGUGGAAGACUGGGAUAUUGUGCCAGACCAGCCAGCUCCACGUAGCAAAAUUCUUCCCUGGAGGCCAAGAACUCCGGCCGGACACCGAGACAGAUCCCCCAGUAGUCCUAUGGCACAUCUAGACAAUAUUCAACCACCAUCUCCGAUUCAAGUUGUUUCGAAUCCAACAUUAUCGUCCGAAUUAAGUUCAAGAGCUUCCAGGGAUCAACCAGGACCUUCACGCCCGCGAUCGCAGUCAGCCAAUGUACGUGAAACGUAUGCGCCGAAAAGGAUUGAGAAGCGAACGAAAUUCACAGUCGACGAUCAUGUGGUUGCGUGGAAGUUUAUCUAUGAGAAGUUGGUUGAGGCAGAUAAGGAAGGUGUCCAGUUGAUGCCCAAGGGGAUCGCGUUCUGGAACGAUUUUGUCAGAGUCACACGAUCGUCGAAAAGUGCAACUAAUUGGAGUUCGCACUUUCGAAAGAUCAUGUGCCCAGGGCUCCACGAGAUGCCACUUCACAAGAAAACCAUUCUCUACCUGCUUAAGAAUAUUGGUAUUGAAAUUGAUAAGGAGACUGAGCAAAUCAUCGAGCGAAAGUUUAACGUAAAGCUCCUCGUUGGAAUAGACCGCAACUUGAUAUCCUAUAAGCUUUUGGAUGCAGAAGAAGAAGAAGUGAUUGAGGAAGACGACGAAUCGGAAGAAGUUGCUACUCUAGAGGUCAUGGAUGUUGAUGAUGAAGAUCUGGAUGAGACGGUUCCACUUGAAUCAAAUGAGGCCAUGAUUCAUAUGGAUGAAAAUCUCGAUACAUCAGUUUUGUCUAACAAAACGAUGGAUUCUGUGAACAAUCUAGAGAAUUCUAUCACCGAGAGUACAAAUGACUUUACCGUUUUCGAAGGUACAGCUGCCGCUGUGCUCCUGCCUUCUGAAGUUGUAUCUCAAGAUGUUUUUGGAUCACAAUCCGACUCAACGGUUCCAGAAUCUGCUCCAGAGCCGGCCGAGAUUUCUUCAAGUUUGGUGGAUUCUGAUGAUCUGAACUCGAAAUCCGCUCAACAAGUCUUGGACGAUGCAGACGAUGAAGAUAUGGAUUUGAUGAACGCUGAUGUGAUCUUGCCCUCUGAAGCCGGUCAAGGGUCUCGAGACGUUUUCAUAUCACAAUACGACUCAACGAUUCCAGAGUCUUGUAGCUUUGAUGAGUCCAUUCAAAAUUCGUCCAGGGUGGAAGAGGAGAAGCCAUCUUCCCACGUCCCAUCAUCGUCAGCAGCUGAGCCCGUGUUGAAGUUACCUCUGGUGCCCCAGUUAUGUCGAACAGUUCCCGGUGCUCCAGAGCCAGCCAAAAUUGUUCCAAUUUCGGUGGAUUGUGAUGCUCUGAAGUUGCAAGCCGUUCAACAAGUUUUGGACGAUGCAGACGAUGAAGAUUUAGAUUUGAUGGGCUCAGCGCUAGAGAAGGCUUUUGGAAACCAGGAAAAUUGGACUGACAAGUCCGCGGCGAAGACCGUUACAAGUGAUGCCAUUACCAACGCGAUUGAAACCAAAUUCACAGGAAUCUCUCGCGAAGUUCUUCUGGAACAGAAGGAGCGUCUCGUAGAAGAGGCUCUCGACAACGUCGAAAACGAGAAGGUUCUCGAAGUGCGCACAGAAGCCAUCCGAAAAGCGCUCAUCGAGGUUGAUUUUGGGCCAACCAAUAACUGUUGAACUUGUUUUUUUUCUAUUCUUCCAUUCAAUUUCUCUCACAGUUAAUGGAUUUUCAUUCUUUAGCCUCAGCCCUAAAUAACUGUUAAAUAUUUUUUGUUUCUAUUUUUCAUUCUUCUUUUUACUUUAUCUCACAGUUAAAGGGCUUUUCUCAUUCGUUACCCCUCGCCAUAAGCCCUAAAUAACUGUUUAAUUUUUUUGUUUCUAUUCUUUUCAAUUCACAAGUUUUCAUUCUCUACCUCUCCUUCAAUUAAAAUCAAUUUUGUUGUUCUCGAGAUCUCCCGUUCAUCACAAAAGCGUGUUAAACAACACUUCAAAGAAACGGAUUAUUUAUUCUUUUUUAUUUAUUUUUCAUCUGUCAAAUACAUUUUUUUAAGAAUUUAAA
Molecule: messenger RNA, 2849 nt
Organism: Caenorhabditis elegans
Lineage: Eukaryota; Metazoa; Nematoda; Chromadorea; Rhabditida; Rhabditidae
Gene: tebp-2
Product: SPK domain-containing protein
Exons: 6
Coding region: 11-2467 (818 amino acids)
Source: RefSeq, marked reviewed